Pomacea canaliculata is the source of this 782-nucleotide messenger RNA. RefSeq lists its product as uncharacterized. The record is from RefSeq and is a predicted model, not a curated record. Bases 26 to 427 code for a protein of 133 amino acids. The transcript is spliced from 2 exons. Lineage: Eukaryota; Metazoa; Mollusca; Gastropoda; Architaenioglossa; Ampullariidae.
AUUGAAUAGCUAUAAACCACCAAACAUGGACGUGUGCAAAGAGAUGGUAAAUCCCAUGUCCCGUCAUUUCACCAUGGAAACUAGUUUGUGUCGAGAGUACAGACAGCUCUAUAAUCUGUGGACAGGAGAGAAGGUUGAUGCACUUGAAGCUUGUGGAAUAAAUGGUGAACGACGUCCACAUCCUUACCUCCUCAGUAUCUCCUACCCACCCCGCUUCCUACACUCUCACGCCAGGAGCAAAGACAGUUCUGACAACUCGGACGAGCUGGUACUUCGUAACCAUCAAGGUAACGCAAGUUCGCAUUUCCACAUGUUCACAAAGUUCAUGGUCACACCAGUAACAGCUUCGUGCAUUCAAAUUAGAGCCCACUCAACUCGACCCCGGGUAUAUGGCUAUACAUUAUGUGAUUUCCGUCCCGUCUUCUGACUUGGGAUGUAAGGGUAAGGGGAGGCACCUGGAAACACACACACUCACCGCUCGGGAGGAAAAGUGCCAGAAGCUGUUUGUCCAAACUUUAAUUAGUGACCUGGUGGGACUCGAUAAGUGACAUCCCUGCGGCUAACCAGCUGGAGGAGACCGUUCGUGGCCGUUUUGCCUCGUCGAUCUACGUCGAAGUUUAGUCUCCUACUGACACUACUGACUGUGACAUUUGUUGCGCCUUUUGCCUCUGUCCUGGAUUGAUCUUCAAUGCCUGAGCAAAGUCCUUUCUUUCUAUAGACAUCUUCAUCCCUGACGGUCUCUGCAUCCUAUUCUUCGUUUCGCCAUCUUGCUUUAAGUUUCA